AUGAGUCACUCAGAUAUACAUAAACACUUGAUUUAUUGCACCUUGACAAUCAACUCCACCACAUUAUACACCUAUGAGAACCACCAACUCAUAUCUCACUUCCCUCGUACAAAUUGUUCUGAAAUCAUCUCUCAGGAAUUGGGGUUGAUAAACUCUUCCAAAACAUUGGUCGGCUCCAUUCCAGUUUCAACAAAUACUCCAAGAAAAUUGUCGCUUUAUUUUAUGAAAAAGUACAUGAAUGUGGAUGGGAGUAGAGACUUGGUGACAAUAGUUUCCAUUGCUCAUAACGAUGUUAACAAGACUUUCAUUUUGGUGGUGUUGAAAACCAUCAUGGACAAGUAUAUUGAUUUCAAGAAUCGUCAACAAGAUCAAAACGAUCCAGCAUCCAAGGCCAAACCAGGAGAGUUUAAAUUAUACAUGAAGCAAAUCAUCAAACACGAAGAGCAAAACUAUGAUGUAAACCAUCAGAGUUAUAAUUACGGAUCCACGAAUGAUGCCAAUGACGGCAGUGGGUCUGUAAACCAAAUUGGACCGAAUCAAUUACUACUUGCGAAUGAAGAAGUUGGAGAGGUUAGACAGCUCAUGUUGGAUAAUAUCCAUAAACUAUUGAGCAGAGGUGACAAGAUCAACUCUUUGGUGGAUCAAACAGACAGACUCAAUACUUCUUCGCUGGUGUUUCUGAAAAAGGCACAACAGAUAAAGAGACGCAUGUGGUUUCACAAAACAAAGUUUAUUCUAUCCGCUAUUGGCGGUAUAUUGGUGUUGCUUUAUCUAUUUAUUGCCAGUCAGUGUGGAUUUCCUUUAUUCAACCAGUGUAUAAAUUAA
Molecule: messenger RNA, 825 nt
Organism: Lodderomyces parapsilosis
Lineage: Eukaryota; Fungi; Ascomycota; Pichiomycetes; Serinales; Debaryomycetaceae
Exons: 2
Coding region: 1-825 (274 amino acids)
Biological process (GO): vesicle-mediated transport
Cellular component (GO): membrane
Source: RefSeq, a predicted model, not a curated record